AUGUCAUUCCUACGAAAAAUAUCCACGCGUUCAUGUUCAUCCCUACGCGAAGCCAGGUCAUGCCAAGAUUAUCUCAGCGUGUGUCAGAACUCCACCAUUUCACUUUCAUCGCUGGCGUUUCGAGGCACAUUUUACGAGUUCCAGGCCAAAGAGGCCAUGGAGACUCAUCUCCAUCUAACAGACUUGGUGCGCGUCGGAGGUGCCGGCGAUAAUGGCGUUGAUCUUUUCGGCAAAUGGGAUUUUGCUAGACUCUGCAAUUUGAAGCAACUACCGCAGGGCCAACAUCCCGUAAAUGCAUUGGUACAGUGCAAAAACUACGCGUCAAAAAUAAAACCCAACGUGGUGCGAGAGCUAGCCGGGGCCUACGAGUAUCACACCAAUAGAACGCGAUCUACCACAGUACCUACUUUUAUGUUUUUGGUGUCACCUCUUGGAUUGACAAAACUGGCCCAAACGCAAAUGGACAUAAGUUUUGUGCCAAUUGUACAUGUUAGGAUCAGUCCAAUGACUCGAGAGAUCUCUGGCGAGGGGAACGAAGAUUUCUUGGUUCAAAAUUGGGGAAGCUACACGUUUGGACCCGUGUACAUGAAUGAAAUGGCGAAAACCGUGGCCAAAGAUGUCAUUAAACACCACAAUGAGUCAGGGAACGGGCUCAAUCCGCUUUAUAAAAAGAUUGGGAGGCAGAUCAUCGUGAACUAG
Molecule: messenger RNA, 699 nt
Organism: Australozyma saopauloensis
Lineage: Eukaryota; Fungi; Ascomycota; Pichiomycetes; Serinales; Metschnikowiaceae
Exons: 1
Coding region: 1-699 (232 amino acids)
Cellular component (GO): mitochondrion
Molecular function (GO): nucleic acid binding
Source: RefSeq, a predicted model, not a curated record